CCUAGAACCAAGUAACUGAGUCAAACAUGUAGCAGAAGUUGGUCUGCUUGCUAAUGCUAAUGUUAAGCUUAAGCUUAUUAUAUUUUCUCCGAUUGAUCUAGCUAGUAUAUGGUAAAGUGUAACUAUUUUCUGAUUAACUCUAUCUCUGCCAUUCUUCACUGAAGAGAGAGUUUCUGAUUAAGGUUUAAUUUUCCCAUCAAAUAUUUUCCUUUUACUCGUGGAUUUGCAGCCGGUUAUAGCAAGCAUGGCUUCUUCUUCUCUUUCUUUUCAAGAAAAGUACGAUGUGUUUCUCAGUUUCAGAGGUGAGGACACACGCAAUACAUUCGCUAGCCAUCUUUAUGCAGCUCUAUUAGCAAAGCAGAUCUUAACUUUCAUGGAUCACAAGCUCGAGAGAGGGGAUAAAAUUUCACCAACACUUAUCAAAACCAUCGAAGAAUCCAAGAUUUCGGUGAUCAUUUUCUCGGAAAACUACCCUUCGUCCAAAUGGUGUUUGGAAGAACUUGUGCAAAUCCUUGAAUGCAAGAAAACAAGAGGGCAGAUCGUUAUUCCGAUCUUUUACUGCGUAGAUCCAUCAGUCGUACGAAAUCAGACGGCGAGUUAUGGAGUUUCAUUUACUGAACUUGAAAAACGUUUCAGAGAGAAAAUGGAGACGGUGAAUCAGUGGAGGACUGCUUUGACAGAAGCGUCUAAUCUUUCCGGUUGGGAUUCAAAGGAUGUCAGGCCUGAUAGCAAGUUAGUUCGAAAAAUUGUUAAAGACAUUUCAAACAAAUUGUUUAAAUAUCCUUCAUCAAAUAUGCAUAUGAAUGGGCACCUCAUUGGAAUUGAAAAAAAGAUCAAGGAAAUUGAAUCAAUAUUAUGCAUUGGGACAGAAGAUGUUCGCAUUAUAGGUAUUUGGGGUAUGGCAGGUAUUGGCAAGACAACCCUUGCUAGUGCUGUAUUUCAAAGAUUUUCAUAUUUUCAAUUUGAAAGUUCUUGCUUUCUUAGAAAUGUUAGGGAAGAAUAUUUAAAACAUGGGCCAGAUUAUAUGAGAAAGAAACUUCUGUUUGACUUAUUAAGGGACAAAUCUAUUUUGAGUAUGGAUACCCCAUUUGUAGCAUCACCUUCUAUCCAUAGCAAUCUCUGCCGCAAAAAGGUGCUCAUUGUUCUAGAUGAUGUGGAUAGUUUAGACCAGUUUGAAGCUAUAGUUACACCAUACGACCACUUUGCACCAGGGAGUAGAAUCAUUGUCACAACUAAAAACAAGCAAGUGCUAGAAAUUAAAGAUGUUGAUGAUAUUUACAAGCUUGCAGGGUUAAAUCACAUGGAAUCUUUAGAGCUGUUCAAUUUUUAUGCUUUUGGAAAAAGUUCUCCUUCAGAAGAUUAUGAAAAGCUGGUAAGCCAUGUGAUAUGCUACGCUCAUGGAAAUCCAUUGGCUCUUAGAGUCUUGGGUUCUUCCCUUCGCUCUAAAAGCACAGAUGUAUGGGAAAGUGCAUUAAGUAAAUUGAAAACAAUUCCCCACAAGGACAUUCUAAAUGUGCUGAGAAUCAGUUAUGAGGGACUAGAUAAAGGGGAGCAAAAUCUGUUUCUUGACAUUGCAUGUCUGAUUGAUCAGCCUUUUACUAAAGAUGAUGUAGAACACAUGUUAGAUGCGGGUGGCUCCUUUGUGAAAAUAGAAUUGACUGUUCUUAUUGAUAAGUCUUUAAUUGAAAGUCAUGAAUACAACAUGCUAUGGAUGCAUGAUUUGUUACGGCAAGUGGGUCAAACAAUUGUUCGUGAUGAACACAGAGAACCUGGUAAACGUAGUCGAUUGUGGGAUGUUACAGAUGUUUGCCGUGUCUUGGAAAGAAACACGGGAACUGCUGCAGUUGAAGGAAUCUCAUUCAACGUGUCUGAAAUUCAUAACGACAUAAAAUUGUGCCAUGCAACCUUCUCAGAGAUGUAUAAUCUACGAUUACUCAAAAUUUAUCGUGACAAUUUUGGUAACAACAAGUUCAAACUGCACCCCCCACAAGGUCUUGGUUUUUAUCUUUCUGAUAAGUUAACAUAUCUUCGGUGGGAUUUAUAUCCUUUAAAAUCUUUAUCAUCAAAUUUUUCUACUGAAAAUCUUGUUGAGUUGGUACUACGUGGCAGCCAUGUUCAAAAACUUUGGAAUAAUCAUGAAGUUAAGUCUCUUCCAAUAUUAAGGAGGAUCGAUCUUAGUUAUUCCAAGUCCCUUACUCAACUACCAGAUCUGUCUCAGGCUCCAAAUCUCGAAAGUAUAAAUCUUGAAGGCUGUACAAGCUUGGUUCACGUGCUUUCAUCUCUUCAAAAUCUUGAAAAGCUUACAUAUCUAAAUUUGAAUGGCUGCUCCAAACUCAGAGAUUUUGAAGAGAUGUCAAAGAGAUCAGAGGGGUAUUUGGAUGUUGGAAGUCGCAUCCAAAAUUCUACUGACAAUUUAUGUCUCUACUCAACUCAGGAUCACAUUUCUCAAAAGUUUGCACCCAAUUUAACAUAUUUACUUCUGCGUGAGACAACGAUAGGAACAGUGCCCCCAUCAAUUUGCCGUCUGUCGGGUCUUGUUAAAUUAGAUUUGAGUUAUUGCACAGGACUUGAAAGUCUUCCAACAGGCAUUUGUCAUUUGAAAUCUCUUGAAUCAUUAGAUCUAUGUGGUUGUGAGAAACUGAAAACGUUUCCAGAAAUCGUGGAGCCCAUGGAACACUUGAGAUAUCUUUCGUUAGCUUCCUCGGGGAUUGAAGAGUUGCCAGAGUCCAUUGAAAAUCUAGUAUCCCUCAAAGAUUUAUCUCUAGAGAGUUGCAAGGAUCUUGAAUUUCUCCCCAACAGUCUAUGUGAUUUAAGGAACCUUGGGAUGAUACGGCUUAGCUUCUGUUCAAAAAUUCAAAAAUUGCCUUCCCUUCCACCGUCUUUGGAACUAUUGUUGGUGACUAAUUGUAAGAGAUUGAAAUCUUUACCAGAGCUUCCAUCGCUAUGUUUGUCUUUGUCUGCAAGUGGCUGCACGUCACUGGAGAACGUUUCAGGCUGGAGGGCUCCACUAUUACACCAUGUGGACGAAUUCAUUGGAGAUUAUUCUUAUAAUGAUUACAUUGAUUUUUGCGGGUGUGAAAAACUGGAUCAGGAUACAGACAACACCAUGAUAGCUGAUCGUGCAAUAAUUCAAAUUCUGGCUCGUAUAAAAUUUCAAAAGAGCGUGGAUUAUUAUAGUUUUAUCUAUCCAGGAGAUGAAAUUCCAAAUUGGUUCAACCAUCAAACUUGUGGGACUUCAAUCAAUAAUAUUAUGCUUCCUCCAUAUUGGAAUAAUGACGACUUCUUGGGUUUGGCUUUCUGCAUUGUUUUUCAUUGGAAUAUAAUUGGCGAUGAUAAAGAGUUAUAUAUUGGUUAUAAACUGAAUUUCAAAACCAUCGAUGAUGGUAAUCUUUACAAAUAUUGUUAUUCAACUUUGGGCGAGAUAUAUGACGACUUCAUUUCAGAUCACGUGGUCAUAUGGCAUGCAGAAAGAGAGUCUUUGGAAUCUAGUGGACUAGAUUGCCCCUCUACUUGUAGUACUGAGGCCUCUUUCCAUGUCUAUCCUAGUUAUCGUCUUUUUGAAAAUGUUAACAACAAUGGAAGUGAGUAUGGGGUUUGGUUUGUUGAGCAUGCCGAGAUUAAGAAGUUUGGGGUUCGGUUUGUAUACAAACAGGACAUGGAGAGAUGUGAUGCAGAAACUGAAAGAAAGAAUAAGAGAAGCUUCAAUGAAUGUUGUGAAUCAAGUGCGAGUGAGGCUGUUGUCUCUCUUGAAGAAGAAGACGAUGAUGAAUACUACAGCUCAUGUGACUGUUUAGAAGAUGCAGAGCAAUUGGAAGUCGAGGAACGAAAGAAGAAGAACAAUUCUGUGCUUCAACUUUGAGACAAGCUUUGCUGCUAAUUAUGAAAUAAUUGUUGGCCCUGAUGGAUAAGGAAGAACAAAAUCAAAAGCAUAUUCCGUGUCUGCUAAGGUAAAUCUUUUAAAUUGUUCCGUUUUCUUUUGCAAAAAUUUUGUAGGAGUUAAUAUACUCUGUUUACAACAUUCAUAAGUUUACAAAUUGUAUGGUAAUUUUUCGAGGAAAAUUUUGUCUUUUGUUUGAAAUGCUACACAGAGGGAAAAUAAGAAUAUUUGUUACGGAAAAUAUAUUGAUGGAUUCAUGUAUAUAUUGGUGAACUUUGUUUAUCACCGUUUGGCGUGUCUUUAUUAGUUUCAGGCUUUGAAGCUUAUGUGUAUAAGCUAUCUAGACACCAUGUCGCGUAGCUUCAAAUGAAGUUCUCUCAUUCUCUUUUGUCUUUCUUCUUAUUUUGGCAUUAGAUUACUAGUUUUUGUGAUAUCAAUAUGAAUUUCUUUAAUAACGUCUAUGAGCCAUUUUACAUAGAUUUGCAGAGAAAAUUGAAUAAAUAAAGAAUGUAUUACCCUAGAAUUAUGACUCUUGGGUUUUUUAUGAUGCAUUUUAUGGGUAAAUACGUCUUUACAUCUAGUUGAACAUGCUU
Messenger RNA from Ziziphus jujuba (common jujube), 4470 nucleotides. RefSeq names its product TMV resistance protein N-like. Bases 245 to 3859 code for a protein of 1204 amino acids. Gene Ontology annotation, molecular function: ADP binding. NCBI's taxonomy places the organism in Eukaryota, Viridiplantae, Streptophyta, Magnoliopsida, Rosales, Rhamnaceae. The record is from RefSeq and is a predicted model, not a curated record. Gene Ontology annotation, biological process: defense response; signal transduction. The transcript is spliced from 5 exons.